AUGAUCGAUUCGUCAGCAGAUAUACCUUCGAUACUGAAACUUCAGUAUCUGUUGUCAUCAUUGAAGAGUGAGGCGGCGCUGCUGUUCGAGCAUACCACAUUGACCGCGGACAACUAUGCGACCACCUGGGCCGCGCUGCUGAAACGGUAUGAUAACCCGCGCAUGUUAGUCCGUGAUUAUUAUCGAACAUUGCAUCACCUUCCCGCGAUGCAUGAAGGAUCUGUGGAUGAAUUGGCGCAGCUUGUGGACGAGUUCACGCGGCACGUGAACGGUUUAAGAAAGCUGAAGGAACCGGUUGACAACUGGGACACUCCCCUCACCACAUUGCUGUUCUUCAAAUUGGAUUCAUCAACCAUCCUAGCUUGGGAAAAGCAUUCAUCGGCCAGCCCCAAGGAUAAGUAUUCAGAUCUAAUCGAUUUCCUGCAGGAUAGAAUCCGAAUCCUUCGUUCGUCCCAAACGUUAGCGAAGAUAUCUGAAUCGAAACAAACGCCGGUGGUACGGUCGUGCAAUUCCGUCUUCCGUUGCAACAAGUGCAACGCACGUCAUCACAGCAUGUUGCACGACGAUUCACCGCCACAGGUAACCAUGAACGUAGGUUCGAGCAAUGAAAUUGUGGUUCUCGAAACGGUGGUUCUCUGGUUAGUCGAUGACCAUGGCAUUCGGCAUGAAGCACGAGCGUUGUUGGAUUCAGGAUCCAUGUGCAAUAUCGUGUCCGAAUCCCUAGCGCGGAAGCUGCUGACACGUCGUACAAAGAUCAACGUUGCAUUGACAGGUAUCGGUGAGGGUGUUCAGCAAGCCAAGGGUUCGAUCAUCGCAACGGUGCAGUCAAAGUCAGCGCCAUUUUCGUCGCCACUUGAGUUCCUGAUAGUGAACUCCCCUUGUGCUGAGAUACCGACUGCCCCAAUCGAUGUUGCUGGUUGGAAAUUCCCUGACGUUCCGUUGGCUGAUCCUGCCUUUAACCUUCCUUCAAGAGUUGAUGUGAUCAUUGGGAGUGACGCAUAUUGGGAAUGGCAUACCGGAAAGAAGCAGUUACUGGUCAAAGGCGGUCCUUGGAGCCAUGAGUCUCUCGAUACAUUGCUGCAACGGUUUUGGGAGAACGAGACCAAUCUAGAGGGACCCGCUCUCUCGCUUGAGGAAGAUGCUUGUGAGAAGCAUUAUGCUGCCACUACAACGCGUGAUCACCAUGGUCGUUACAUCGUUUGUCUGCCUCGUAAUCCCAGAGCAGAUAUAGUAUUGGGUUCAUCAAAGGAGAUUGCGGAUCGACGACUGAUGGCUGUGGAGCGGCGAUUGAAGAUCAACCCUGAAAUGGAGAUGGAAUAUAAGCGUUUCAUGCAAGAGUACGAGGAACUUGGUCACAUGCGAAAACUUACCGAACCAGUGGAUGAUAGUGUUCCGCAUUGUUAUAUUCCUCACCAUGCGGUGGUGAAGGAAUCGAGUACAUCCACAAAAGUACGGGUCGUGUUUGACGCGUCCUGUAAAACGAGCUCGGGAUACUCCUUAAACGAUACGUUACUAGUUGGCCCAAUUGUCCAGAAAGAUCUACUAACGAUUAUAUUGCGAUUCAGGUCCUACGCAAUCGCAUUAGUGGCCGAUGUGGAAAAAAUGUACCGGCAAAUUCUCCACAACAUCAUCGAUCGGAAUCUGCUACGUAUCAGGUACCGAAAGAGCCCCCUGGAUCCGAUAUCGACCUACGAGCUGAAUACCGUUACUUACGGCACGGCGUCAGCUCCAUUCCUCGCCACUAGAACGCUCCAGCAGGUUGCGCAUGACCACAAAGAUCAAUUCCCGAAGGCAGUUGAUCCCGUGUUACGUGUUUUUUACGUCGACGAUCUACUAACAGGAGCGACUGACCUUAACGAAGCAGUAGAAGUGCGAAAGCAAAUCACCGCAAUGCUCGAUUCAGCUGGUUUCGCAUUGAAAAAGUGGGCAUCUAACGUUCCAGAAUCGCUUCUAGAUGUCCCACGUGAAGAUCUUGCGAUUCAAUCAAUGCACGAGUGGAAGGAUGAAUCGACGGACAACAUUGUGACGGUGCAAUUGUUAGCAGCGAAGUCGAAAGUGGUUUCAUUGGCGAAUACGCACUCGAUCGCCAGGUUGGAAUUGUGCGCCGCACGAUUAGCAACCCAACUGUUCCAGAAGGUGAGUCGAACGUUACCGGCAUCUACGAUGGCCUUUUGUUGGACCGAUUCAAUGACGGUAAUGUAUUGGCUGGAUUCUCCACCACGUCGAUGGAAACCAUUUGUCGCCAACCGAGUGGCGCAGAUACAGGAAGAAACGCGGAUAGCUGAGUGGCGUCACGUUCCUGGUUGUGAUAAUCCAGCAGACGACAUAUCACGGGGUCUGAAGCCGGAGGAGCUGCGUAAUUGUGAACGUUGGUGGCAUGGGCCUCGUUGGUUGGCUUACAGCCAUGAUGCAUGGCCAAAUCAUCCACCAGCAGUGAAGGAGAAUGACGGUGUCAUCGAAGAACGGGCGACGGCGUCACGGAUUGUCACAGUUUCUACGAGGUGUGAGUUCCGUGACAAACUGUUCGAGCGAUACUCAUCAUACUACAGGCUGAGACGAGUUGUAGCUUAUUGUUUACGCUUCAUGGAGUGCAUCAAGGGAGCCAACAAAUCAUCGAGAGUAAGCUGCAAGGAUGCGCUACACAUCGAGGAGAAGAGUGUUCCACCGCUUACAGCCACGGAACUACGUCGGGCCGAACUGAAGUUAUGCCACAACACUUCGUCAAAGAUUCUGGUUGAUUGGUGGGAGGAAUCUCGUUAA
This is a messenger RNA of Anopheles stephensi (Asian malaria mosquito), 2760 nucleotides long. RefSeq lists its product as uncharacterized. Gene Ontology annotation, biological process: proteolysis. NCBI's taxonomy places the organism in Eukaryota, Metazoa, Arthropoda, Insecta, Diptera, Culicidae. Bases 1 to 2760 code for a protein of 919 amino acids. Gene Ontology annotation, molecular function: aspartic-type endopeptidase activity. The transcript is spliced from 5 exons. The record is from RefSeq and is a predicted model, not a curated record.